AUGGAGGUGGCCAAGUAUUCGCGGGGGCAGGGUGCUGACUUGAAGGCGCUGCGGGACAAGAAGUUGAAAGGGCAGCUCAGUGUAAAAGAGAAGCUAUAUGGCCAAUCUGCAAAAGCUGCUGCAAAGGCCGAAAAGUGGCUUAUGCCUAAUGAUGGAGUACUCGGUCCUUAUAAUAUAGGAUACACAUCAAAUGGCCGCUACAUGCUAGUAGGCGGACAAAAAGGCCACCUUGCAAUGAUGGAUAUGUUGCAUAUGGAUCUUAUGAAGGAGUUUGAGGUGAGGGAAACUGUUCGUGAUGUGACAUUCUUACACAAUGAGCAGUUUUAUGCAGUCGCUCAAAAAAAGUACCCCUACAUCUAUAAUCGACAUGGUACAGAAAUUCACUGUCUGAAGGAACAUGGAAAAGCAUUGAAACUCCAAUUUCUGUCUAAGCAAUUCCUCUUGGCAUCAAUAAACAGCUUUGGGCAGCUCCACUACCAAGAUGUGAGCACUGGUGAAAUGGUUGCAAAUUAUAGGACAGGUCUGGGCCGUACCGAUGUUAUGCGGGCCAAUCCUUACAAUGCUGUCAUCGGCCUUGGGCAUGCUGGUGGCAAAGUUACCAUGUGGAAACCAACCAGUGUGAAACCCCUUGUUACCAUGCUGUGUCAUCAUGGCCCGGUGACUGCUGUUGCAUUUGAUAGGGGCGGCAAUCUUAUGGCAACAGCAGGUGUUGACAGGAAGAUAAAGAUCUGGGACCUGAGGAAGUAUGAGGUUGUGCAUUCUUACCCGGCGCGUGCUCAGUCCUUGGAUUUUAGCCAGAAGGGGCUGUUAGCCUGCAGCAAUGGAUCUCAGGUAGAGAUAUAUAAGGAUUUUGGUGGGCAUGAUUAUAAGCUUUACAUGAAGCACAAAAUAAUGAAGGGCUAUCAGGUUGGGAAGGUUUUGUUCCGCCCCUAUGAAGAUAUUCUGGGGAUUGUGCACUCAAUGGGCUUUUCUUCCAUCCUUGUUCCAGGAUCUGGUGAGCCGAACUUUGAUACCUUUGUUGACAACCCCAUGGAAACUACCAAGCAGAAACGUGAGAAGGAGGUGCAUGCUCUCCUUGAUAAACUCCCACCGGAGACUAUCAUGCUCAACCCAAACAUGAUAGCCACUGUAAGAGCUCCAAAGAAGAAAGAGAAGAAGACCAAGGAGAUUGAGGAAGAGAUGGAAGAUGCCAUUGAGGCCGCCAAGAACAUUGAGCGCAAGAAGAAGACCAAGGGUAGGAGCAAACCGAGCAAGCGGGCCAAGAAGAAAGAGGAGGAUGUUUUCAAAGCCAAGAGGCCCUUCCUGGAGCAAUCUGAUAAGAUCGAUGGACGACCUGACAAGAAGCAGCGGAUAGGCGAAGAGGUCGAACUCCCAAAAGCCUUGCAGCGGUUUGCCAAGAAACCACAAUCAUAA
Molecule: messenger RNA, 1413 nt
Organism: Miscanthus lutarioriparius
Lineage: Eukaryota; Viridiplantae; Streptophyta; Magnoliopsida; Poales; Poaceae
Source: the annotation of a GenBank genome assembly